GACUCGAGUCACAUGACUUGGACUCGAGUCAUGAAUUUGAUGACUUUUGACUCGACUUGACAAAAUGUAAAGAGACUUGCAACUCGACUUGGACUUUAACAUCAGUAACUCGUGACUUCACUUGGACUUGAGCCUUUUGACUUGAAAAGACUUGCUACUUUCCCCAAAACCCAAAGAUUAAAAAGUAUGUUGACGUGGACCGCUCUAUCUCUCUCUGUGUUUGUGUGUAUCUCUCUGUGUGUGUGUGUGUGUGUGUGUGUGUGUGUGUGCUGUCGGCACAACAUCCAAUCAAUUUAGAUCACGUUGUUUUGAUCCGACAGUAUCCAUCCAAUCAAAUUGCAGGACAACCAAUGAAGAAGAACUGUCAAACAACGCGCCAGUUGGCAAAAAUGAUACCAAAGAUAGUUUCGUUCGGGUAUAAAAACUACGAGGUGGUCAACAAAAAACGAACUACAAUAUGCAAAACAUGCGGGUCGAAUAUUACAGAUGGAGACGCAACAACUUCUAACUUCGUUCGACAUUUGAAGUUGCAUAAAGAACGGUGUGUUUGGUGAUGAAGUGAAGUCAGUGUCAGUGAUGGAGGGGGAAUCUCUUACUCUACACACUGAAGAUACUGAAAUAAAGAGACAUGUUGAGAUCAUGUGGAAGUAUGGACCUCGAGAAAUGCUCAUAGCUGAAGUAGACAGACGUGUCCCAAGCUUCUCAACAUAUAAUGGUGAUCAUGAGAGAUUCAAAGACAGACUGAAGCUGGACUAUCAGACCGGAGAUCUCACCAUCAGAGACAUCAGACAGGAUCACUCCGGACUUUAUAAAGUACAGGUCAUCAGUAACAGGGUUUCACACAAAAAAUAUAAUGUUAUAGUCUAUGCUCGUCUGCCUGUUCCUGUCAUCUCCAGAGACUCUUCUCAAUGUUCUUCAUCAGGAUCUUUAAGUUCAAAAUGUGUUGUGCUGUGUUCAGUAAUGAAUGUGACACAUGUGAGUCUCUCCUGGUACAAAGAAAACAGUUUAUUGUCCAGCAUCAGUGUGUCUGAUCUCAACAUCAGACUCUCUCUACCUCUGGAGGUGGAAUAUCAGGACACAAACACAUACAGAUGUGUCAUCAACAAUCCCAUCACAAACCACACACAACAUCUCAACAGCACUCAACUCUGUCAUCCAAGUUCAGCUUGUUUGCCUGUUCCUGUCAUCUCCAGAGACUCUUCACAAUGUUCUUCAGUAUCAAAUUGUUCCUUGUCGUGUUCGGUGUUGAAUGUGACAGAUGUGAGUCUCUCCUGGUACAAAGGAAACCAUUUAUUGUUCAGCACCAGUGUGUCUGAUCUCAACAUCAGACUGUCUUUACCUCUGGAGGUGGAAUAUCAGGAUACAAACCCAUACAGCUGUGUGGUGAACAAUUCAGUCAAAAGUCAGACUCAACAUGUCAGUCCUGAUGUCUGUCGGCCGUGUUCAGACCGUGUCCACUGUUGCGGUUUUACCGAAGCUGUGAUCCGAUUGGUCAUCUCUACUCUGGUGGGCGUGGCUACUGUUGCUGUUCUGGUUUAUGACGUCAGAUCCAGUGGAGAUGGGCAGAAGAGAUCACAAUCACCUCAAUCCAACGCUGUUGAAUCUCAUGCUCUUACAUCAGUACUUGAGACAAAUGCACAAUAAAGUCAAUGAGGAAAUUUGUUCAAUAUUGUUUGGGAGGCACUUCCGUUACAAAAUUUAAUGUGACUUUAUUUUUGUAUGAACAUAAAAAAUAGAAAUAUGUCAGUUAUUCUGUCUUCCUAGCAUGUUAUUCAUUUGUAGUUUAUUUAGAUUCUUAUAUCAAUUGUGAUCAUAUAUCGAUUGUUUUUGCUCUAUUUCA
This is a messenger RNA of Triplophysa rosa, 1840 nucleotides long. Its product is annotated as carcinoembryonic antigen-related cell adhesion molecule 2-like. NCBI's taxonomy places the organism in Eukaryota, Metazoa, Chordata, Actinopteri, Cypriniformes, Nemacheilidae. The transcript is spliced from 5 exons. The record is from RefSeq and is a predicted model, not a curated record. Bases 577 to 1644 code for a protein of 355 amino acids.